UCCUGGCACGAGGGUGGGGGGACGCAGCCUGGCUGGUGCCCACUACCGCGCUCUGCUCGCACACGCCACCUCUGGACCGCCACCGACAGCGUGAGAAGUCAGAGAGCGCGGGUUUGGGACCAGGACCCGCCAGGAGGGCGGAAGAGGGAAGCGUGCCUUGGGGGCUGGAGCUCCUUCUGUCUUGCACGACCGACACCUGCUCCGCUCUCUGAGUGAAGAUGGUGAGUUCCACAGACUCCGAGGUGCACCCGACCAUGGGGAUCAAGAUCCUCUCGGCUGGAGUGGCGGCCUGCUUGGCGGACGUGAUCACCUUCCCGCUGGACACCGCCAAAGUCCGGCUACAGAUUCAAGGCGAAUGCCAGACCUCCAGUGCUAUUCGGUAUAAAGGUGUCCUGGGAACCAUCUCCACUCUAGCCAGAUCAGAAGGACCCGUGAAGCUUUACAGCGGGCUGCCCGCCGGCCUUCAGAGACAGAUAAGCUUUGCUUCUCUCAGGAUCGGCCUCUAUGAUACAGUCCAGGAGUUCUUCGCCACAGGGAAAGAAAGUAAGCCACCCGGUAGUUUAGGAAGCAAGAUCUCAGCUGGCUUAACGACCGGAGGAGUGGCAGUAUUCAUCGGGCAGCCCACAGAGGUCGUGAAAGUCAGGCUUCAAGCCCAGAGCCAUCUGCAUGGUCUCAAGCCUCGCUACACUGGGACUUAUAAUGCUUACAGAAUUAUAGUAACAACGGAAGGCCUGUUGGGUCUUUGGAAAGGCACCACUCCUAAUCUGAUGAGGAACGUCAUCAUCAAUUGCACAGAGCUGGUCACGUAUGACCUAAUGAAGACGGCCCUUGUGAGAAACAAGAUCCUAGCAGAUGACGUCCCCUGCCACUUGCUGUCAGCUCUUAUCGCUGGAUUUUGCACCACCAUUCUGUCCUCUCCAGUGGACGUGGUGAAAACCAGAUUUGUUAAUUCUCCACCAGGACAGUACACAAAUGUGCGUGACUGUGCAAUGACUAUGUUCACCAAGGAAGGACCUACGGCUUUCUUCAAAGGACUUGUGCCGUCCUUCUUACGACUUGCAUCCUGGAACGUCAUUAUGUUUGUGUGCUUCGAACAGCUAAAACGAGAACUGAUGAAGUCACGGCAGCCUGUGGACUGUGCCACAUGAUUAGCUUCAAGCAAAGGAGGUAACAUAGCAGUAGGAAUCUUUGCUGACUGGUUCAUUAAAACAAAACAACAAAAUGACUAUUCAUUUUAAGCCACAAAAGAUAAAUUCUGGCAGAGAAUUUUGGACAUUUCUUAUGUAUCAAAAAGGGAAAAAUAACACCUAUUUCAUAUAAAAUUUAUUCUCAGUGUCCUGAGGAAGGAAAAGCAAAACAUUCAGUAUAUAAAGCCUGGCAAAUAUGACACCCAGAUAACUUACUGCAUUUGACUGAUCAUUUUUGGUGCAGAGUUAUAUGACUGAAUAUGAAGAAUUACAACAUGUUUUAAUUCUAACUCAAACUGAUAGAAAAGGAAAACUCUAAUAAAG
Molecule: messenger RNA, 1511 nt
Organism: Tupaia belangeri chinensis (Chinese tree shrew)
Lineage: Eukaryota; Metazoa; Chordata; Mammalia; Scandentia; Tupaiidae
Gene: UCP1
Product: uncoupling protein 1
Exons: 6
Coding region: 219-1148 (309 amino acids)
Biological process (GO): transmembrane transport
Source: RefSeq, a predicted model, not a curated record